AUGCCGAUAUCCGACGACGUCGCACGGCAUAACAGUCGAAAGACUAGGCACAGUCAUGAGGCUAUCCUGCGGUAUAUGAGGGAACGCCGUGAAAAUGAUAUAAAAAGGGAAAAGAUGAAAGCUCUGAACGCGAAGAGGGAGAAAGCGGAACGAGAGAAGAAGCUAAACAACGUGAUUCGGCGUCAACGGCAGCUGGCUUCCCAGGUCGUUGCUUCGUCGGACACUGGGCGAACCGGCACCGCUGUUAUCGAAGGUGGCGUAUCUGAUGAAGACCGUGCGAGAAUAGAGCAAUUCAAAAUUGGAUACGAAACAACUGCUGUUUACUCAGCUGACCAGGCGAAGACUCCGAUGGUGGCCAAAAAUGAGCUGGGAAAGUACAUCGAUUGGCAUUGCUCCCAACUCGGGUUGCCUGCUGUCGAAACUCAGACAUUAGCGUGGGAUCAGGAGAGUUGGAGACAAUAUCUGUCUUUCUCCGCCACCCUGAAAGAAUGA
Molecule: messenger RNA, 492 nt
Organism: Soboliphyme baturini
Lineage: Eukaryota; Metazoa; Nematoda; Enoplea; Dioctophymatida; Soboliphymatidae
Source: the annotation of a GenBank genome assembly